Messenger RNA from Eurypyga helias (sunbittern), 530 nucleotides. RefSeq names its product B-cell receptor-associated protein 29 (gene BCAP29). The annotation marks the transcript as partial. Lineage: Eukaryota; Metazoa; Chordata; Aves; Eurypygiformes; Eurypygidae. Gene Ontology annotation, cellular component: endoplasmic reticulum; endoplasmic reticulum membrane. The record is from RefSeq and is a predicted model, not a curated record. Gene Ontology annotation, biological process: intracellular protein transport; endoplasmic reticulum to Golgi vesicle-mediated transport. The transcript has 6 exons.
AUGGGAAUAAGAACAAACUGUUUUUGUUUGCAGAUGCUGUUAGAGAAGUUAGGAAGUACUCAGCCGUUCACGUGAAUGAAAAGGCUGUGAAUGUCAAUGCCAGAAACCUCUAUCUCUCAGGUUUUUCCUUGUUUCUUUGGCUUGUAUUGAGACGUACUAUUACCCUUCUCACUCAGUUGGCAAAAGGGAUGGCAUCUAAUGCAGCUCUGGAAACACAAGUGAACGAUGCUGCGGAAGCAGCCAGAAAAUACAUGGCUGAAAAUGAAAGGCUGCAGGAGGCCUUGAGCGAAAAAGGAAGCAGUAAAAAUAAAGAGUCAGCAGAAGCAACUGAUGAAAAGUUGAAGAAGGAAGUUGAAUAUCUGAAAGAAGAGCUACAGAAGACAUCAGAUGCUCUCCGCAAAGCAAAUAAUGAAGUGACUGCAGUUAAACAGCAGUCUGAAGGCCUUAGAAAAGAGUAUGAUCAUCUGAUGAAAGAAUAUGAACAGCUUCAGGACACUUUAAAUGAAGCAGAAGACAAGAAAGACCUGUAG